AUGAAGUACUCUUCUGUGGAUGAAUUCAUAAAGAAACGCGUUUUAACGCGUGACCCACACCAGCCUGAAUUUGUUCAAGCAGUCCGAGAAGUGUUAACAUCACUUUGGCCUUUUUUGCAAAAGCAUCCAGAAUAUUGUGAAGACUCUAUUUUGGAGCGACUUGUGGAACCUGAACGUGUUGUCCAGUUUCGUGUGUCAUGGGUUGACGACAAGGGUGAGGUACAGGUGAAUCGAGCAUGGCGUGUCCAAUUUAAUUCCAGCAUUGGUCCAUACAAGGGAGGUAUGCGCUUUCAUCCCACCGUCAACUUAUCCAUUUUAAAGUUCCUUGGCUUUGAGCAGACUUUCAAGAAUGCACUAACGACGCUCCCAAUGGGUGGAGGUAAGGGUGGCUCAGACUUUGACCCCAAAGGCAAGAGUGACCGCGAGGUCAUGCGCUUUUGCCAAGCACUGGUGACGGAACUCUACCGCCAUAUUGGCCCUGACACUGAUGUUCCUGCUGGUGACAUUGGUGUCGGUGGUCGUGAAGUUGGCUUCAUGGCAGGCAUGGCGCAGAAACUCACAAACAACAAGGCUUGCACCUUUACUGGUAAGGGUAUUGCUUUCCAAGGAAGUCAAAUGCGGCCUGAAGCUACCGGGUACGGUCUCGUAUACUUUGUGGAAGCCAUGCUUAAGACGAAAAAUCAGGAUUUGAAGGGUAAAACUGUCCUGGUCUCAGGAUCAGGUAAUGUUGCACAGUAUGCCGUUGAAAAAUGUAUGCAGCUUGGUGCAAAGGUAAUCAGCGUGUCUGAUUCACACGGUUGCAUUCAUGACCCUUCAGGUUUUACUCCUGAUAAACUGGAGAAGCUGAUGGAACUCAAAAACGUGAAACGUGGUACUUUGGAAGAACUCGGAAAGCAACUUGGGCUUCAGUAUGAGGCAGGAAAGCGUCCUUGGCAUAUUAAGGCUGACAUUGCUCUUCCCUGCGCGACGCAGAAUGAAUUGGAACUCGAGGACGCGAAGAACCUCAUCAAAAAUGGUGUAACUCUCGUCGCAGAGGGCGCAAACAUGCCAACAACAGAAGAGGCCACCAUGGAAUUAAUCAAAGCUGGAGUUAUGUUUGCUCCUGGAAAGGCCGCCAACGCCGGUGGUGUUGCUAUCUCUGGUCUUGAAAUGUCGCAGAACGCAGCCCGUUUGAGCUGGACAGCCGAAGAGGUGGACCAGAGACUCCAUGAUAUAAUGAAUUCCAUUCACAGUGCAUGUGUUGAACACGGUUCUGAAGGUGGUGUGGUUAACUAUGUAAACGGGGCCAAUAUUGCUGGAUUUGUAAAGGUCGCAGAGGCAAUGAAAGGCCUUGGCAUUGUAUAA
Molecule: messenger RNA, 1344 nt
Organism: Trypanosoma theileri
Lineage: Eukaryota; Euglenozoa; Kinetoplastea; Trypanosomatida; Trypanosomatidae
Product: putative glutamate dehydrogenase
Exons: 1
Coding region: 1-1344 (447 amino acids)
Cellular component (GO): cytosol
Molecular function (GO): L-glutamate dehydrogenase (NADP+) activity
Source: RefSeq, a predicted model, not a curated record